Phytophthora nicotianae INRA-310 is the source of this 201-nucleotide messenger RNA. RefSeq lists its product as hypothetical. The coding region runs from base 1 to 201 and encodes 66 amino acids. Lineage: Eukaryota; Oomycota; Peronosporomycetes; Peronosporales; Peronosporaceae. The record is from RefSeq and is a predicted model, not a curated record. The transcript has a single exon.
AUGCUCCUCCGUUGGCCCAUCUGCGGAGACCUUGCACCGAAUUCGAAGCCUGAAGAAGAGUUCCGCCGCUGCAUUGCGUGGCGCCUUUGCAAAGGAAAGAGGAAGCAGCAGCAGCAGCGAUCAUUGCCAGGAGGUGCAAGUCGCUGGAAGAACCGCAAGCUGUUGUUGUCGGCCGGCUGCGCGACGUAUUUCGGGCCCUAA